AUGGCGCUCUCUACACUACCAAGCGAGCUGCUUCUGCUCAUAUCAGAGGCCCUCGAUUCUGAACGAGAUCUCAACGCCUUUGUUCGGACGAAUCGCCGCCUAUUCCAUCUCUUAAACACCACUCUCUAUCGCCACAACAUACAAUUCUCUGGCAGUUCGGCACUGGAGUGGGCUGCAAGAUAUGGACGCAUAGAAACUACCAAAAAACUCAUCAGCCAACAAGCAAAUAUCCAUAUCACGAAUAGCGAUGGACAGACACCAGUGGGGUUGGCGGCACAAUAUGACCACAAGACAAUAGUUGAGUUGCUCCUGCAGAACGGAGCAUGCCCGCAUACGACAAAUCCCAAAAGUUGUCGGACGCUUCUGUCAUAUGCAGCAAAAAGUAACCAUCAAGAUGUGGUACGGUCCCUUCUGAAGGAAGGAGUCACACUAGACCAAAGAGAUUGCUUUGGCAAAACUGCCCUGUUUUAUGCAGUCGAGAAAGGGCAUAACGUGGUGGUUCAGAUGCUAUUGGAGAAGGGGGCUGACCCGAGCUUGGAGGAUGUUGACAUCAAUUCAAAAGAUAAGGGCCGGACACCACUAUCGUUGGCCGCUUCUAAUGGACUUAUCGCUGUGGUCAAUCUACUACUCAAGACGAACCAAGCUGAUGUUGGAUCAUGCGAUAAUGAUGGCCGAACACCGGUUUCAUGGGCAGCUGCUAGCGGACAGAGAACCAUAAUCAAGUCACUGCUCCAGAAAAGCGAUAUUGGUAAGAACUUAAGGGAUAAGGAAGGUCGUACACCAUUCUCAUGGGCAGUUAUCCGAAAGCAGAAAGAUAUGGUGAAGUUCCUGCUUGAAAUCGACGAGAUUGACAUUAAUCCGAAAAACCACAAAGGACAAACGCCAUUAUUAUGGGCAACCAUCAAUGAAGAAAAGGGCAUGGUAAAAUUACUGGUUGAAAACGACAAAAUUGACAUUAAUUCAAGGGAUGUUGAUGCAGAUCUGGGAUAUGUGAACAUUACUAGUUUACUCCUCGGGAGAGGAGAUGUUGACAUUAACAUGAAGGACAAAUCCGGUCGAACACCGCUAUCUUGGGCGGUAAACCCAACGGAGAGCUUGAAACCAGUAUCACACGAGAUGAUAGUACAGCGGCUGCUUGCGACAGGCCGGGUUGAUGUCAACUCGAGAGAUAACGACGGUUGGACACCAUUAUCGCGACUGCUGAAUAGUGGUCAUAGAACGUUCAAGAAGGGGAUGGUUCCGAUACUCGAAGCUGUUAUUCCUAAAUGAGGGGUUCUUCUUGCAGGCUUUUUGAAGCUUUUGACCUGAC
Talaromyces proteolyticus is the source of this 1309-nucleotide messenger RNA. Its product is annotated as ankyrin repeat-containing domain protein. The coding region runs from base 1 to 1269 and encodes 422 amino acids. The record is from RefSeq and is a predicted model, not a curated record. The transcript has 4 exons. Gene Ontology annotation, molecular function: protein binding. Lineage: Eukaryota; Fungi; Ascomycota; Eurotiomycetes; Eurotiales; Trichocomaceae.